Molecule: messenger RNA, 2053 nt
Organism: Athalia rosae (coleseed sawfly)
Lineage: Eukaryota; Metazoa; Arthropoda; Insecta; Hymenoptera; Athaliidae
Gene: Sirt2
Product: NAD-dependent protein deacetylase sirtuin-2
Exons: 6
Coding region: 214-1314 (366 amino acids)
Molecular function (GO): NAD+ binding; histone deacetylase activity, NAD-dependent
Source: RefSeq, a predicted model, not a curated record
GGCAUUCAGGGGUGAGACAUGAGCCAUGUCUGAGCUCCCCACAGUUGAAAAAUACAUUGAUCGUUGAUCGUAGAAAAAUAACUAGUGUACUAAGAUUAUAAUAACAAAAUCAUUCAGCAAGUCAGCAGCGUACAGUGGCAUAUCAAUUUUCGACAGCUUAACCUCCAGAUUAACGUUCUUUAUACCUAGUUGACAGGAGUUUUCAAACCAAAAAUGGAGAACCCAAAAAGGGAUAAAGAUAAAAAAGAUGACAGUGAUCCUGAUGAAGAAUGCACAGGUGCAUCAUCAUCUUUGCGGACAACAGAAUCUGAGGACUCGAGUGUGGAAAAAAUUCGAAAAUAUCUAAGUCAGAAGUUGGGAAUACAUGACCUUGCAGAUGAGACUGAUAAACAGACUGGUCAAAUUCUGACAGAACUAUCAAUUGAUGGCAUAGUAGAAUUCAUCAAAAGUGGUCAUUGUCGCAAAGUCAUCACAAUGGCUGGUGCUGGAAUAUCCACUUCAGCUGGAAUACCAGAUUUUCGUUCACCUAAAAGUGGAUUAUAUCACAAUUUAGAAAAAUAUAAUCUACCACAUCCCCAAGCAAUCUUUGAGUUGGAUUUUUUUAUGGAAAAUCCAGAACCCUUCUUUGUUCUCGCCAAGCAACUGAUGCCUGUAGGAUUUAAGCCAACUCCAAGUCACUACUUCAUCCGGCUUCUAUGGGAGAAAGGACUAUUAUUACGCCACUAUACUCAAAAUGUUGACACUCUAGAGAGAGUUGCUGGAAUACCAGGUGACUUGUUGGUUGAAGCUCAUGGAACUUUUCACACCGGCCAUUGCUUGACCUGCAAAGUUAGCUAUACACUUGAAUGGAUGAAAGACAAAAUACUUGGAGACGAACUGCCAAAGUGUGAAGAAUGUAAAAGUGGUAUUAUUAAACCAGAUAUUGUGUUCUUUGGGGAAGUGUUGCCAGAAAGGUUUUACAGUUGUAUCGAUAAAGAUUUCAAACAAGCUGAUCUACUGAUUAUCAUGGGAUCAAGCCUAGUGGUACAGCCGUUUGCAUCAUUAGUGGACAAGGUCCCACCGAGUUGCCCUAGACUCCUGAUAAAUAAAGAAAAGGUCGGCAUGCAAGAUCGUGUGAUGAAAUUCCUGGGUCUGAAGCAAGGAUUGAUGUUUGAUAAUACUGAUGGCAAUACCGGACGAGAUGUUGCUUGGUUAGGUGAGUGCGACAUCGGAUGUCAAUUGCUGGCUGACAAGCUUGGUUGGGGGGAAGAGAUGAAGAUUUUUAUCAAGAAAGAACACGAAAAAUUGGACAGUGCAAAAUCCAGCAGUAAUUAGCCUCACAACCCACAAUCGAAAAAAUCUUGAGGCCUCACAUGUCAUUUGCGUCUUUUAGGAGAAAGAUGUCAGCAAAGCAGUUGCUAGAGUAUGCUAGAGUCAUUCAAAUAGUUGAAUCACAAUACACUAUUGUGAAAGAAAAAAAAGCUGAAGGAAGAUGACAGGUAUACUAUUUUAGUAAUUUAUUUUAGAAAAACUAUCGAGUUCAGUAGCAUUUCUCUUGAAGCAAUAUCGAAUGACAUGGAAAAUCUGUUAUCAGAUAUGUAUAUCUUUGAAGAAGUCAUAUAACGGAUCAAGUUAUAACUAAGAACCAUUAGAUUCAUUAGAAGAAUCAUUAGAUUCAGUAUUAAACACUGAACUAAGAAAUACCCUAUUUAAUGCCGCUAUGAAUAUUUCAUCUGAGAUCUUUUGUUUAUUGCCUUGUCGUAUAGAUGAAACAAAUUCAAAAGCUGAUAACAUCUUUUUAAGUAAAUAAUAUGCGCCUACGACUCGGAACUCUGGUUCACAGGCCCAGUUCAUUGCGCAUGUCUUCGAAUCAUCUUUUGAUUUCGCGAGAGUUGGGAGAAUAUGUACAUUUCUAUACGUCGUACAUAAUCUAUUAUGUUCAAUAAUCAACUUCAAUCCUUCUUUUCUGAUUUUUGAGGUCUUAGUAUGUCCAAUUAUAUCUUUUAAUAAAGGGGCACGGGAAAAUUUUUGAUCAAGUAUCAAUAUUAAGCAAAUAAGAAUGGCUGAACAAUUA